Molecule: messenger RNA, 1247 nt
Organism: Drosophila sulfurigaster albostrigata
Lineage: Eukaryota; Metazoa; Arthropoda; Insecta; Diptera; Drosophilidae
Product: ketohexokinase
Exons: 2
Coding region: 292-1212 (306 amino acids)
Biological process (GO): fructose metabolic process
Molecular function (GO): ketohexokinase activity
Source: RefSeq, a predicted model, not a curated record
UAUGUUGUUUGGCAUAACCGUCAUUUGGAAUAGAUGAAUUGAUAAUAAAACAUAACAUAAACAUGUCCGUUCCUUGUUUUGAUAAAUAGCUACAAAAAAAUAUAAAUGCCGCGGCUGGCGAUAGAAAACAACAAUUAAUCGAGACGUCUCCACUUGCUCUCUGGAUUGUAUGUGUUUGUGUGUGUGCAAUCUUGAUUAGAUUGUGCAUACAUUUUAAAUUCAAUUGAAAUCUAUCAGCUACAAACAUUUCGAUUGCGUUUAAUCAGUAGCAAGACAGCAAAGUGAUUAGCGAUGGCCUCCGCAAUGAAGCCAGUGUUGUGUGUCGGCUGCACAGUUAUCGACUUUGUCACCAUUAGCGCCAGCUUCCCCAAGGAGGACACCGAUGAACGUUGCCUCGAUGGAAAUUGGCAGCGUGGAGGGAAUGCCUCCAAUGUCUGCACUGUGCUCCGAUUACUCGGGCUCAAGGUCGAUUUCUUUGGCGUACUGAGUAAAUCGGAUGGAUUUCGUGUACUGCUCGAUGAUCUGCAGCGACGUCAAAUUGGUGUCCAACACUGUCUCAUGUCGGAGAAGGACCCGCCCUUCUCGUCGGUGAUCAUUGCCCAAGACACAGGAUCACGCACCAUUGUGCACUGCAACAAAAACUAUCCGUAUGUGACGUGGGAAGACUUUCGGAAGAUCGAUCUGAAUGAAUAUGGCUGGGUGCACUUUGAGGCACGUCAUCCCAAGGAAACCAUCAAGAUGAUCGAAACCGUGCGGCAGUACAAUACGCUUCAUGACACUAAUAUCAAGAUCUCAUUGGAUUUUGAAACAUUAUAUGAGAAGAAUCUGGAGCUCUGUCUUUUGUGUGAUUACGUUGUCUUCUCCAAAGAUUUGGCCAGUCGCCAGGGCUGGGAGACGGCAUGCUCGGCCUGCUCGCACUUGGUCAGCGCCUUAACACCCAGCAGCGUCAACAUUAUUUGUCCCUGGGGCAAGGAAGGCGCAAGCUGUGUAGACUCUUUCCACAACUAUAGCGAUGUGCCCGCCCAUGAGCCGGAUUCAGUUGUGGACACGCUGGGAGCUGGCGACAGCUUCAUGGCUGGCUUCAUCUAUGCCACGUAUGUAAGCCAGAAAAAUCUCCCUGAUGCUGUUGACUUUGCCAAUCGUGUAGCGGGACACAAGAUCAGCGACUAUGGCUACGAUCACAUAGCCCAGAUCCAAAAAGACCAAGUUUAAACCAUCGAACAUAAAAUUAAUACCGACUGCUUUAA